Molecule: messenger RNA, 1393 nt
Organism: Paramecium pentaurelia
Lineage: Eukaryota; Ciliophora; Oligohymenophorea; Peniculida; Parameciidae
Source: the annotation of a GenBank genome assembly
AUGGUGCCAAAUGAUAAGUAAAUUAUUUCUCAAUUGUAGUUAAUUGGAAUGUAAUGAAAUAGAAGAUGAUAAAUAGUCAGCGAAAGCAACAACAAAAAAAAUACAAAAUAGAAAAAUAUGGUCCUAAAAAGAAGACAAGUUGUUGGAAAGAGCAAUUCAUGAACUUGGAACUAAUUGGAAAGAAGUGGCUAAGCAUUUAUAUAAUCGAAAUCCUUCUUAAUGUGCUUAGAGAUGGAAGAGAAUUAAGCCUGUCUCUGUAUGUUUAAUUUUAAAUAAGCUCAGUAACGCUCUCGACAUUCUUGGAGUGCAGUUGAAGACGAAUAAUUAUUAGAAUUAGUUAAAAUACAUAAACGGAAUUGGGGAAUGAUAGCAAGCAUAAUGCAUUGGAGAACAGGAAAGUAAAUUAGAGAACGAUUUAUUAACAAAUUAAAUCCAGAAAUAAGGGCUGAACCAUGGUCAAAGGAAGAAGAUCUAAUUGUCAUGGAUGCUUAUUAAAAAUAUGGAUCUAGAUGGACAGAAAUAUCCAAGUUAUUAAAAGGGAGACCUGUAUAAUUUAUAACUAAAAUUUAUUUAGGAAAAUAUGAUAAAAAAUAGAUUUUAUUCCUUUAUUAGAAAAGAAUAUAUGAAUAUUUAAAAUCCUUAUUACAUUAUACCUAAUUCAUAAUAAAAAACUGACACUGAUUAAUUAAAAUCAACUUAACAAUCAAAUGAAAUUCUAAAACAAGAUCAAAAUGAUAAUAGUUAAUCAUCUAAAAGUAGUAUUAUAAAAAAAAGGAAACAUUCUAAAAUCUAAAAGAAGAAAAUGAAAAAAUAAAAAGCCAUUAAAAAAAUAAAAGAGUAAGAACAAAAAAUAAUUAAUAAUAUUGUAAAUGAUUAGAAUGAAGAAGUUUUGAAUGGAAUAGUCUCAGCUGAGAGCUCAGAAGUUUAAGUAAAAGAAGAAGAUGAUAACGAAAUUUAAGUUAAAAAAAUUGCUUAAAGUGUAUUAAGUUAAAGUUUAAACAAUAAUUUAAAUCAAAUUAAUAACAUAUAGAAUUCAUAAUAAUUAUUUAAUGAUCCUAUAAGAUCAUUAUAUAAUUCUUAAGUCUUUUAGAAUUAACCUUCAUAAUCAUAGUAAUUUUAAUAACAAUAAUGUAUAUAUUUUUUAUUAAUUCAGAUUUUGCUGCUAUGUAUUAUAAAUACUAUGAAGGAAUUGCAAAUUUGAUCAAAAGCUAAAGUCUUUCAUAAUCAUAAUUAUUAAAAGAAAGUCUUCCAAUCCUAUCAAAUGCUACUAGUUAAGAAACACAACAAUCUUCGUUGAUGUAACUUUCCCUAUCAAACAUGAAUUUUCUCCAAUUUCCAUACAUGUUUAGACAAGAGUCUUUUCCUCAUUCAAUGAACAAUUCAUAAUUUUGAA